Molecule: messenger RNA, 2889 nt
Organism: Symbiodinium sp. CCMP2592
Lineage: Eukaryota; Dinophyceae; Suessiales; Symbiodiniaceae
Source: the annotation of a GenBank genome assembly
AUGCGGCAGAGGACAGAAACCUCUCCGUUUCAGCUCCCGAGUUGCCUCCGAGCCCCUUGCCCUGGGUAUUUUGGGUUUUCCGGGGGCUUUUCUCCGAAUCAGGAGCAUCAGGAGGAUCACGAGGGGGAGGAUCAUUCCGAUACGGCUCAGGCACCAUCGCCAAAAGGCCGCCAGGACGGGACCUCACCCAAAGGCCACCAAGACGGGAACACCAUGGAGAAGGGCGAGCAAGCCGACCAGGAUUGCCACCAGCAGUGGAAGCAGAAUUCCAACAUGGACAUCCCCAAGACUUUUGCAGCGAUGGCACGCUUCAACGCCUCCGUCAUGGGCAUUGGGGACCGCAUGUGGUUUGCCGAUCUUCUGUACUCUAUGGAAUCCUUGGUUCCCCACAUCGGCAACAUUGACCGAGUUCAGGAAGAGUGCGACGUGCUCGCAUUGACGCUCGCACACUAUGACAAGGUCAAUCUUGCAGAGUUCCGCUCGGUGAUGUUCGCCAGCUUGAGGUCACUUCUGCCUUCCACCUGGAGCACGCAGCACGAGAAUGCUUGGUCUUGGUUCUGGACCUGCGUGGAGAAGAAGGUCGAGGCGACGCGGCUGCUCCCUGUGCGCCAUCAUCAAGCUCUGAGAUCUUUCCUCGCCCGUAUGGAUGAGGAUGCCCUGGCUACCUUCAAGCUCCAGGUCUUUGACACUUUCUUUGCAAACUGCGAGGAGUCACAGCUAUACCUGCGGGCGGCCAACAAGCGCUUGAUGUACAUCAUGGGACGGAUCCUCACCAUCAUGUCAGACAUCUACACGAAGACCCAUAAGGCCGUCAUUGCUGUCUCCGCUUUGGGCCUUCUGCAUGCUGGCCACGGUGUCCCCGAGGAUCUGGUGCGUCCUUUCGUCGCAGCAUUCAUGCAGUCCAUCAAGCAAGCUUGUUCAGAUGAAUCUCUCUACGAGGGCCUGUGGUGGACGCUGGAUUUGAUCGGAAGGAUCUUCAUCCGAACGCUGGCAGAGGGCUCCACGGAUGUGAUCAUCGCAAUCAAUAAGAACUCGACCACGGUCCUGAAGAAAGCCGUUGCGAAAGCUCCUCGUGGGGUACGCUACGACGUCUUGCUGCGCGUUCAGGUGGGCACGGAGUCCAUGUCGCCGCUGGUCUGGGCCGUGGACAAGGGGGCGCUGGAGUCGGCGGCUGCCAUCAUCAAGGACCUGCUCACUAUGCGAGCAGACCGCGGACGGUACUACUUCGGCAUGGAAUCCCUUUGGAGUCGCCAUCCGGACCUCAUUCCGCUGCUUUGCAACAAGGCGCCUUCGCUCCUGACUGGGGUGCUGGAUGGGCUCAUCUGGCGGUCCAAGAAUGUGAAGAAAGGUGUGCGGCGUGUGAAUUACUACAUCGGCUCCAUCAUGGUUGGCAGCGAGGGACAGCUUACCAGUUCGCUCUUGGACUUGAUCAAGCAUGGUGAUCCGAAGAUCAUUUGCCACCCUACGGCCGUCUUCCAGGCUGACUUGCUGUGGGCCCGACUUUGUUGCCUUCCCUGGGCGGUUACAAAGCUGUGGUUUUGCGUGACGCUCAUGCUUUUCGUCAUUGCAGAGCAAAAGGGCAUUCUUUCAGUGGAUGUUCGGAGCCAGCAGCGCUUCACGGUCAUCGCCUGUCGCGCAUGCUUGUAUGUCUUCAGCCUUGGACAGCUCUGGGUCAAGCAUGCCGUUCAGACCUACAAAGCCGUUCGUGCCAGGCAAACCCGGCGCUUCAUCUGGCGCUUCCACUUGCCAUCCUACUUGCUGCAGUCAGGUCAGGAGAUGACCGAAGUCAUCCUGCUGCUGCUGUUGAUUUGCAUGCUUUGCUGUGAGCCAGUGCUGCACUGCCUGGGUGCAAGCAACGAGUGGCUGACGGACUGCUGCGAGUACGGGGAGUGGUAUUGCAAUCUCAACUACACCUACAACCGCUUGGCCGCUUUCCCAAUGCUCCUGUACUUCCUCCUGGCCUCAGAGCUUGUCCACCUCAACGUGCAACUGUCAGUGUUCAGCGUGAUCUGCGCAAGUCUUUGGUGGGAGUUCAUCCUGUAUGUCGCAGUUCUGUUCUUCUUUGCGGCAGCCUUUGCGUCCGCUGUGGCCUGCUUGCCCAACCUUGAUGGCGACGACUCCGUGCAGAAGCGAGAUUUCUUUGGCUUGGGCGCGGCCUUCGAGUCCAUGUUGUCCAUGGCCUUCAACACCUAUGGAAGCGGCAACUACGAAGGCAUCGCUCAGGCUUCAGAGCCGCUCCUGAAGUGGUUCAUCAUUGCCUUCGCUGCAUGCUGGCACGUGUACCUGAUGAACCUGAUGGUGGCUCAGCUCUGCCAGCGCUACAACGAAAUCUUCCACGACGCACGGGGCAAUGCCCGACUGACGAGAGGCAUCAUCAUCUACGAGACCUCUAUGCCAUUCAUCUCCAAAGCACGAUGGGCGCGCUUUGUGGAUUCGCUACGGCUGGAGGAUGCCUGCGAGUUGGACGAAGGAGACAAUGGGCCCCCAGGGGCUGUGCCUACCGCAGAGGGACCGUACGAUUACUUGCAGUAUCCGGCCGUGGAGUUGGAUCGAGUUCAGCGUUUCGGAGGCCUUGCAAAUCCGGAGCUUCCAUGGCCGAACCUCGAAGAGGCAUUGGAUGACAGCGCCGUGGGCCGUUUAGAUAGGAUGACGAGAGCUAAGUUCGAAGAGAUGGAGAGGCUUAUGGUGGACAUGGCUGUGAAACUUGGCGUUCGCUCUGCCAGCAUUUCCAACGGUGGCAGCCAAAGUCACUCCACACAUGGCUCUCAACUACAGCAGGAUACCGGCAAGCCCGUCGACACCGAGCAAACUGGGCACAUGAAGGAGGAGACCGAAGAGACGCUGAGCAACGAGCCCACAGGGACUGAAGUGAUGCGUCCACCCGAGUGA